Molecule: messenger RNA, 1512 nt
Organism: Coccidioides posadasii C735 delta SOWgp
Lineage: Eukaryota; Fungi; Ascomycota; Eurotiomycetes; Onygenales; Onygenaceae
Gene: ENP1
Product: snoRNA-binding rRNA-processing protein
Biological process (GO): rRNA processing
Cellular component (GO): nucleolus; cytoplasm; preribosome, small subunit precursor
Molecular function (GO): snoRNA binding
Source: RefSeq, a predicted model, not a curated record
AUGCCUCGGACAACAGCUGCGCGGCCGUCGACCGCGGCCGCUGAGCGGCGACAUGUUCCCCUCGCCGAUGAUAUUCUUAAUGCGGGCCAUCUCCGCACCAAAAAAGCUAACAAGCGCAAAUCUCGACAUGACGACGAUGCUGAAGCCGAUGAUCACUAUAUCGACGCCAAAUCCUCCAGGAAGAUUCUCCAGAUCGGUCAGGAUUUAGCUGAGGAAGAAGCUGCCGAAGAGCGCGCCGCGGCUGCAGCUAGACGCCCUGCUGCUACUAAUUCAGCGUUCGAUUUUGAGUCGCGAUUUGGAAGAGAGCUUGAGGAAGGUUCCGAUGAAGAAGAGUUUGGAAAGUUCGGGGAAGAAGAGGACCAGUGGGAAGAUGAGGGAGAGGUAGAAGAGGUUGAAGUUGAUCCGAAUGACCUUGAGAUGUUCCACAAGUUCGUUGGCCGCGACGAUGAAGAUCCUAUUUUUAACCCUAGACAGCCUGGUGAGGAGGAAGAAGGGGAGGGCACGAAUUUAGCAGAUCUUAUCUUAGAAAAGAUCGCUGCAUACGAGGCAAAACAAUCGGGUCAGCCACAGAUAAUUGGUGGAGGUUUGCCGGAAGAUGCCGUGCAGCUGCCAGCCAAAGCAGUAGAAGUAUAUGAAAAAGUCGGCUUCCUCCUUUCACGAUAUAAAUCCGGCCCUCUCCCGAAACCCUUCAAAAUCCUGCCCACGUUACCUCACUGGGAUACAUUGCUCGACAUUACACAACCUGACAAGUGGACUUCAAACUCGAUAUACGCAGCGACUCGGAUUUUCAUAUCUGCCAAACCGCACAUCGCACAGCAUUUUAUCUCCGUUGUGCUUUUGGACCGAGUACGGGAAGAAAUCCGUGAAAACAAAAAGCUCCAUGUGCACAUCUAUAACGCACUCAAGAAAGCUCUCUACAAACCUGCUUGUUUCUUCAAGGGGUUUCUCUUCCCACUUGUCGCCGGAGGCACGUGCACCCUAAGGGAAGCCCAUAUUGUAUCCAGUGUGAUUGCUCGCGUGUCCAUUCCCGUCCUUCACUCCGCCGCCGCACUCCUUCGUCUUUGCGAAAUUUCAGCAGAGCAAACCUCUACAUCACUCACAUCUGAGGGAACAGGCGCUACAAAUAUUUUUAUUCGCGUAUUUCUGCAGAAGAAAUAUGCCCUACCAUAUAAAGUAAUUGACGCUCUCGUAUUUCACUUCCUCCGUUUCCGUGCCGUCCAGCCACAGGAUACCAAUGGCGACACAGAUAUGAACGAUCCCUCGGCAGCCAAAGCACACAAAUUACCCGUUUUAUGGCACCAGUCUCUCCUCGUCUUUGCCCAAAGGUAUAGAAAUGAUAUCACAGAGGACCAGCGCGAGGCACUAUUAGACCUACUGCUUGUUGCAGGACAUAAAGACAUUGGACCAGAGGUGAGACGAGAGCUGUUAGCAGGCAGAGGGAGGGGCGUCAUGGCUCCAGAAUUGCAGCAACAAAAUAAUGGGGGAGAUGAUACAAUGGAUAUGACCAUGUGA